Messenger RNA from Cladophialophora yegresii CBS 114405, 753 nucleotides. RefSeq lists its product as uncharacterized. Bases 1 to 753 code for a protein of 250 amino acids. The record is from RefSeq and is a predicted model, not a curated record. The transcript has 2 exons. Lineage: Eukaryota; Fungi; Ascomycota; Eurotiomycetes; Chaetothyriales; Herpotrichiellaceae.
AUGGCAGUCCCGACCAGAGCAUCCCGCGCCCUGACCUUCAUGCGCGACUGCCGCUCUCGAACUCAACGGUAUGCCUCAACCGAAGCAACACCCUCCCCGUCGCCGUACGCACCCUCAAACUUCACCCGCCAAACAACACCAGCAGCACCCUCGUCCGCAUUCGACCCCGUCGACGACUCGUCCAGUCUCUCGGCUUCUGCCGCCUCGACAACCAGACCCCCCUACGCACACCCCAUCUCGCGCCCACCCCCUCCCUCAGAGAUCCCCGGCACCCGCCUCACCUUCACGUCGUGGGCGCUCUCGCUCGUCGGCAUCGCCCCCAAACCAUCCGCGACGUACACGCCCGCGCCCUUCCGGGUGACCAACAACCCGUACCGCGCGCGCAAGCGGUGGCCGCCGGAUUUCCGCACCCUCGACCCGAAGCAGCAGUUCCAUUAUGAAAAGACGUACCGCCGGCGGGCGGCGCUCAAGUGGGCGCGGCCCAGGUGGAACAAGGGCGUCAAGCUCGUGCAGCAGACGUUGAUCACGUUCACGAUCAUAUAUUUUGUGUUCAUUUGCGAGCCGGGGCAUGGGAUGGGCACGCCGUUUGAUGGGUUCCGCGUGUGGUUCUUCGACAAGUUGGGCAGAUUGGGUCAGUUGCCAGAAUCGACGAGGGAGGAGGCGGAGAAGUUGAGUGAUGAGGCGAGGCAGAAGAUGAGGAGACAGGCGAACUCAGCGCCCCAAGCGACGAAUUCGCCGGUUGCUGGCUCAUGA